Molecule: messenger RNA, 848 nt
Organism: Dermacentor silvarum
Lineage: Eukaryota; Metazoa; Arthropoda; Arachnida; Ixodida; Ixodidae
Exons: 4
Coding region: 44-715 (223 amino acids)
Source: RefSeq, a predicted model, not a curated record
GCCUUGUUGAAGCUUCAGAACAGCCCUCCGAUGAUUUUAGACAAUGAAUAUGAGAACAACGACACUCCUGUUUCAUGUUUGCAUUGGCUUCGCCGUUGCUGUGCCGCCAGCCGGCGCUUUAUCAGAAGAUGCCGACUACUGUGAUUUUUCUGGCAUCGACCUCUACGAAAAGGUUAAUGCGGUCGUCAACGAGCUGCCACCAGAGUACUCACAGCCUGACCGAAAACCGGAAGAAGUCAUACCUGGCGUUUUCCUAGGGACCAUUGUGUACAAAGGCUUGGACAACUUGAGACCAUACGGCCCUGUAUUCAGCCACUGCCGCAACGGCACCAGGCUUGUUCAAGUAGAUCUUGCCACCGAUGAUCGCCUUAUGGAAGCUUUCAUGCCUUGGAAGACAUGUGGUGGGCAGCAAGGAUCUAUUAGGACCUAUGCAAGUGCAAGGGUUACGGUCACUUUCAAGUUGGUAGACACAAGUACUGUUGAACCGUCCGUUAAAAAUCAAGUAAAGCUGGACCACCACAGUGGACCAACUCCAGUUUCUGUGCAUGCUGUUUCCGUGUAUCUGCGAGGAGCUGGCGACACAGUGGCAAGCGUUGUGGGAAGUGCGAGCAAACUGUUUCCUCAGCUACCCAAGGAAUUCUGGCUCGACAUGGUGACAUGGAGGCUCCGCACCGUACUUAAGGAGAUCAUCUGGAAGUUAUCUUUGGGCAUCUGAGCGAAUGUUUACGGUUAGCUGGCGUCCCUAUAGAUGCUCGAAGCAUUUGAAGAAGCUACUACAAAAUGUCACUUAUACAAUACAAGGUCACGUACUGUGCACGUUUCGAUUGCUAAUAAUGAGCCUUUAGAUA